Messenger RNA from Puma concolor (puma), 1296 nucleotides. RefSeq names its product synaptotagmin 11 (gene SYT11). Gene Ontology annotation, biological process: calcium ion-regulated exocytosis of neurotransmitter; vesicle fusion. Lineage: Eukaryota; Metazoa; Chordata; Mammalia; Carnivora; Felidae. Gene Ontology annotation, molecular function: clathrin binding; calcium ion binding; phosphatidylserine binding. The record is from RefSeq and is a predicted model, not a curated record. Gene Ontology annotation, cellular component: exocytic vesicle; synapse; plasma membrane.
AUGGCUGAGAUCACCAAUAUCCGACCUAGCUUUGAUGUGUCGCCGGUGGUGGCCGGCCUGGUCGGGGCGUCCGUGCUUGUGGUGUGCGUCUCGGUGACCGUCUUCGUGUGGACGUGCUGCCACCAGCGGGCAGAGAAGAAGCACAAGACCCCCCCCUAUAAGUUUAUCCACAUGCUCAAAGGCAUCAGCAUAUACCCAGAGACCCUCAGCAACAAGAAGAAAAUCAUCAAAGUGCGGAGAGACAAAGACGGCCCCGGGAGGGAAGGGGGGCGGGGGAGCGUGCUGGUGGACGCGGCGGAGGCUGGCCUGCUGGGCGGAGACAAAGGCCCCGGGGGCCCCAGCUCUGGAUCUUGUAUGGACCAGCUACCUAUUAAAGUGGACUAUGGGGAAGAACUGAGGAGCCCCGUCGCGAGCCUGACCCCUGGGGAGAGCAAAACCACUUCUCCGUCGUCUCCGGAGGAGGACGUCAUGCUAGGAUCCCUCACCUUCUCGGUGGACUAUAACUUCCCGAAGAAAGCGCUGGUGGUGACAAUCCAGGAGGCUCACGGGCUGCCGGUGAUGGAUGAACAGACCCAGGGCUCCGACCCCUACAUCAAAAUGACCAUCCUUCCCGACAAGCGGCAUCGGGUGAAGACCAGAGUGCUGCGGAAGACCCUGGACCCCGUGUUUGACGAGACCUUCACCUUCUACGGCAUCCCGUACAGCCAGCUGCAAGACCUGGUGCUCCACUUCCUCGUCCUCAGCUUUGACCGCUUCUCCCGGGACGACGUCAUCGGGGAGGUCAUGGUGCCGCUGGCCGGCGUGGACCCCAGCACGGGCAAGGCACAGCUGACCAGGGACAUCACCAAAAGGAACAUCCAGAAGUGCAUUAGCAGAGGGGAGCUCCAGGUGUCUCUGUCAUACCAGCCCGUGGCACAGAGAAUGACAGUGGUGGUCCUCAAAGCCCGACACCUGCCGAAAAUGGACAUCACCGGUCUCUCAGGUAAUCCUUACGUCAAGGUGAACGUCUACUACGGCAGAAAACGCAUCGCCAAGAAGAAAACCCAUGUGAAAAAGUGCACUUUGAACCCAGUCUUCAACGAGUCUUUCGUCUACGACAUCCCCCCUGACCUGCUGCCUGACAUCAGCAUCGAGUUCCUGGUCAUCGACUUCGACCGCACCACCAAGAACGAGGCGGUGGGGAGGCUGAUCCUGGGGGCACACAGCAUCACCACCAGCGGGGCGGAGCACUGGAGGGAGGUGUGCGAGAGCCCCCGCAAGCCCGUGGCCAAGUGGCACAGUCUGAGCGAAUACUAA